AUGAAAGCGGCAGCCUUGCACGCAUUGCUUCUUCAGAUUGUUGCUGCCCGGAAGUGGUGCUUGCAAAAUGCGGGACAAUGUUAUGGCAAUCAGCAUGCCUUCACCAAGGUUGAGCAUUUCCCUUGGGUCCAGUCUUGGGGCGUUGCUCAUGCACGUUUGGCGGAUAUGGACAGCGAUGGAGAUUUGGAUGCCCUUGUAUUGAAGGAAGGCAAGUUUUGGUUCUAUGAACGCAACAGCUCAGGGGAUCUCAUAGAAGGAACCCAGCUCAGGGUUCAAUUCGCGCCUGACACUUCAAUGCGCAUCCACCAUGACCAUGAUGAGCCAGCAAUGGCGUUUGAAUUAACGGAUUGGGAUCGAGAUGGAGACCUUGAUGUGAUCCUCUCAGAUGACGGCAGGCUCCGCUAUUUCGAACACCUCCGCCCUGCCAAUGCCUCGUUCUUCCUCAUCGAACAGCAAGUCUCCGAGUUGGUCGUUUUGGAUUCUUACAUCGAAAUUGUGCGCGAAACACGGCCAUUUCCACUCUCUCACUCUCACACUCUCGAAAUUGUCGAUUGGAACCAAGACGGGCACCUAGAUGUGAUCGUUGAUAUGACCCGGUAUUUUCAAAGUCACCAUGGCAAGCUUCAAGAGAUGCCAGCUGAACGCAAUCCAUUUCGCGACCUUCGUCAAACCGUGUGUGGGGAUGACGAGUUAAUGGCCAUUCGAUUGGCUGACUGGGAUAACGAUGGGGAUCUCGAUGUUAUUGCUCAUUGUGCUGGGUACUGUGUGCAAUGGGGUUAUUGCCAGUUGUCAGUAAGCUAUGCAGAGCAGCUCGCAGAUGGAACCUUUCUCAUGGCUUUGUCUGGCUGGGCGAGCACCGUUGAUCUAGUUUCCAACUCUAAUUUAUUUCUUUGCUGGGAUUGCCUGCAGGUGAUCGACUGGAAUGGAGAUGGGCUUUUGGAUUUGUUUACCGACAGCCGGGUCUUCUUGAGGAGCCGUGCCUCAGAGUGGGUCCCAAGAAAAGGCAGUGAGAAUCCUUUCGCCGGCUUAUUGUUCGCAAAUGCGCGACCUUAUCUGGUAGAUUGGGACUUGGAUGGCCAUCUUGAUAUGCUGGUGCGGGAGUCAGAUCAUUUGCGACUUAUCCUUCAAAAGCAAGGAGUUCUCGUCGAAGAAACUUUGAACUUUGACAUUGUCCCUUUGUCCUCGAAGAGCGUGAGGACUGGCAUCGAUGUGGUGGAUUGGGAUGGUGAUGGAGAUGCUGAUCUUGUCGUGGCCACUUUUGAGGGUGUUCUCAGGGUGUUUGACAACCAGCAGGGAGAGCUUGUGGAAUUAAACGCUUCAGAACAAGAUUUUUUGGCUACGGAUGUGCUGGCGUCUUUUGUAGCUUCGGACCACGUCCUUUCUGAUCGAAAGCGGGAGUUGGGACUCCAGCUAGUGGAUUGGGACCGGGAUGGUGACUUGGACCUCCUCAUCGGCCCAUGGGAGCUCCAAAGCUCGUCGUAUUGGGUAGCCUGGAGCUGUUUCCAAAGUUUUCGCUGUACCAAGGCACUUUUUGACUCCCCUUUUUUGUAG
Durusdinium trenchii is the source of this 1551-nucleotide messenger RNA. The record is from the annotation of a GenBank genome assembly. NCBI's taxonomy places the organism in Eukaryota, Dinophyceae, Suessiales, Symbiodiniaceae.